AGCAGCUGACUCAGAAGGGGACGGAGCUCGGAGCCCGAUCGGAGCCGCCUGCUGCGCCCAGCCCCGCCGCGGAGCCCCCGCCCGGUACGGUACCCGCCGCCUGUCGCUUCCGAGGGGGCUAGAGAGCAGGGAGCCGGGCCGAUCGCCCGCCACGCGUGGGGGCUGCGCUCGGGGAGCAGAGCCCGGCCGGGGACCCCCCCACGCCGCGAGGAGGAAGAGGAGCGAGGGGGCGAGGAAGAGGGAGCGUUUCUGGAAGUGAAACCGAGCCGUGGACUGGUCUCGGGGGCGGCCUGGGAGGGGAGCCUGGAGGAUCUGCCUUGACCCCCCCCCUUCACCGUAACCAGCUUUCCUGCCUCAGCAGCCCCCAGCCCCCUCUGUCUGUGUAGGCCGGGGCGCCGCGUGCUGAUCUGGGGUCGCGUGGCUGAUGUGUACCAAAAUGGAGCAGCCGUUCUAUCAUGACGACUCCUUUCUUUCCGGCUACGGGCGUGCAGAGCUGAGCGGGCCCCCGGACUACAAGGCGCUGAAGCAGAACAUGGCCGUCAACCUCUCGGAGCCCUGCCGGGGCCUCAAGGCGCAGCUGCACCUCCGGGGCCAGGCGGCCGAGGAAGGAGGCGCCUUCUACGCCCCCGCCGGCCUGCCCGAGGCGGGCGCCAACGCUUCGCUCAAGCUGGCCUCGCCGGAGCUGGAGCGGCUCAUCAUCCAGAACAGCAACGGGGUGAUCACCACCACGCCCACCCCGGGCCCCUACUUCUACCCCCGGGGGGCCACGGAGGAGCAGGAGGGCUUUGCCGACGGCUUUGUGAAGGCCCUGGACGACUUGCACAAGAUGAACCACAUGCCCCCGCCCAACGUCUCCAUCGGCGCGGCCGCCUCGGUGGCCAGCAGCGUCUACGGGGCCUCCCUCCAUCAGGAGCCACCCCCCGUCUACACCAACCUGACCAGCUACAACCCCGGCACCAUGACCACCUCCUCCAGCUACCCCACCGCCAACCUCAGCUACUUGCCCCAGACCCACGCCUACGGGGGUCACUCCUUGGCCACCUCCCUCCCGUCCAGGGUGCAGGUCUUCAAGGAAGAGCCUCAGACCGUGCCGGAUGUCCAGUCGCCUCCCGUGUCUCCCAUCAACAUGGAAGAUCAGGAGAGGAUCAAGGUGGAAAGGAAGCGGCUGAGGAACCGGCUGGCGGCUACCAAGUGCCGGAAGAGGAAGCUGGAAAGGAUAGCCCGGCUGGAGGACAAAGUCAAGACGCUGAAGACGGAGAACGCGGGACUGUCCAACACGGCUAGCGUCUUGAGAGAUCAGGUGGCCCAACUCAAGCAGAAAGUCAUGAAUCACGUGAACAAUGGGUGCCAGUUGCUUUUGACUGUUAAAAUGCAAUCCUUCUGAACGCCCCUCCCCCCCAAUGUUAUUUAAGAGACUUGUGUGUAACUGGACUCCCCGUUGGAAAGUUUACAUGACCAUUAUCUCGCCUUCUGUAGCGUUCUCACACAUUGGACCAACCUGUGCAUGCAACUUUGAAGACGAUUCUCGGCCUCCUCCUGUCUGUUGAUGGUUGUAUUAUUAUUAUUUUUUUGGACGGGAGGGGUUUGUAUUUUGCUCUCUGCUGGAUUCAGAAUAUGUGCGUAUUGCCUACAAUUGUGUAUGUGUGAGUGUAUUUAAAAAUGGAACAAACCAACAAACUUGUUGCAUAGCUGGAUAGUGCGGCAAGAGGUACUUCGGCGCAGGGAACUGAAUUAAGGGGCCAGGACUUUCCUUAACUUAAAACAGAACGAACAAAAAAAAAUCUGAUACUUGACAUUGACCGAUAAGAGAAACUGACUGCCACACCGUAGAACUGCCUAGCCCACGAAAGGAAAUACGGCUUCUUUACUUUACUUCUGUGGUGGUUUGUUUUUUUUUUAAACAAAAGUCCUUGAAUUUAUUUUGUUUUGUGUGUUUAAAAAAGUUGAUUGUAUUUGUGUUUGACUUUUUAUUGACCUUUUAUUUAAGUAAAAAAAAAAAAUGUUCUCUAA
Messenger RNA from Mauremys mutica (yellowpond turtle), 2010 nucleotides. RefSeq names its product JunB proto-oncogene, AP-1 transcription factor subunit (gene JUNB). Lineage: Eukaryota; Metazoa; Chordata; Testudines; Geoemydidae. The transcript has a single exon. Gene Ontology annotation, cellular component: transcription regulator complex. Gene Ontology annotation, molecular function: transcription factor binding; RNA polymerase II cis-regulatory region sequence-specific DNA binding; DNA-binding transcription factor activity, RNA polymerase II-specific. The record is from RefSeq and is a predicted model, not a curated record. Gene Ontology annotation, biological process: regulation of cell population proliferation; regulation of cell cycle; regulation of transcription by RNA polymerase II. Bases 425 to 1384 code for a protein of 319 amino acids.